UGCGUUUCAGGCUCACCGAGAAACAGUUCAAAAAGUCCUUUGAAGACUCAAGAUUUGGCUGACGAUUUUCAAGAAGUGGAAUUACAAGCAAAGUUUUCGAUAACGUUGCUCUCGUCUUCGGAUUUCCAACCUAUUAUCCGAUGUCCCGGUAAGUUUUUCGGAAACAGAUUUUUCCUUUGUCGGUAAGAACUGAGUUAUUGCUCAAUUUCGCUCACACAAAAAGCUUAAUUUUCAGGCUUGUUCAGUGUUUUUUUUUAUUAUUUUUUUUGCCUUCUUUUGUCAACAAUACCUUUGACCGAGUAUUCUUGCUUGGUGUCAGUCGUUUGAUACGAAAGAUUGCAUCACAUGACAAAAAACUGAACUCAGUGAAGCGUUGAGGCGAAGAGGCGUUGAGUCAGUAUUCUCUAUGACUAACCUUUAUAGAAAGAAAGCUUUAAACACGAUGAAACUUUUUAAAUAAAUUACCAGUCAAUUAUAAAGCGUUUGAAGCAUAGAGGUUAAGUCACCCCUUACCAAAAAAAAUUCUCAUUUAUUUCUACAGCAGAGACUACGAUGAAGCUGUUCCAGGUUUUGGGUUUUUGAAUGAUAUAUGGAGAGAGAUAGCUCUUCCUUAUGACGAACCAGCGCGAGACACUAGCUUUCAGCGCAACCAAAAUAAGUUGGUAGUCCAAGGCCCAAUCAAUAUAGCUUCUCUGCCACUAAAGCAGUACAAGCCGGAAGACAUUUCAUUCGAUGUGGACGGCGAAAAUAUUAUCUUACACGGUCAGCAUCGAUCAGAGGGAGAAGAUGGAUUUGAGAAUAAUGAGUUUAAAAAAAUUAUUAAGCUGCCAGACGGAGUUGAUCCUACAACGGUAAAGUCGCGUGUAAUCAAAAAUCUAAAAAGUGGCAGCUUUCUGCUCCUUGAAGGCGACAGACGCUUUGAAGAGAAAGCAAAACAAGACGAUGGCAAGUUUGUGACUAAAUUAGAUCUGCGUGGAUUCAAAGCAGAAGAUAUCAAGGUGCAGCUUCGUGGACAUGAGCUUGCAGUCACAGGAAAACACAAAUCAGAAGACCAAGGUUUCUAUUUUUCACGUGACUACAGCCAUCGCGUUUUGUUGCCUGAUGACGCAGACCUUAGUUCAGUGACGUCACGCCUCUCCAAAGAGGGCUUACUAAUCAUAGAAGCGUCUCGUGACCCAGCUCUGUUACCAAAGGAAAAAAACGUGGAAGUCUCCAUGGAAGUUGAUGAGCCACAACCUGUAGACCAGGCCAAAGACGUAACAAGUGGUGAUACAUAG
This is a messenger RNA of Porites evermanni, 1277 nucleotides long. NCBI's taxonomy places the organism in Eukaryota, Metazoa, Cnidaria, Anthozoa, Scleractinia, Poritidae. The record is from the annotation of a GenBank genome assembly.